AUGAAUCCGAAGUCAAAGAAACGGUUUAAGAAACCUAAAAGGGGUGGUUUUUCAUCAGCAAAUAUUCCUUUGGUGUCUUUGACACUUGAUGAGACGAUUGAUGAUGAUUGUUCUCUUGAAUCAGAAGUCGACACAAAAGUGUUUGAAAAAAGUGCUGAGAGAGAUGUUAUCACCAUAUCCGAUUUGACAGAGAAAUUAAGGGUGAGUGAUCUUUAUAAAAACGCCGAAAAUGUGACAUUCACACUCCCAGUUUCAUCUCUUUUGGUUGAACACUUUUACAAUUGUACAUGUGGUGGGUAUUCACUUCAAAUUUGGAUACACCCAGGCGUUUAUUUGGGACUACCUUUUCCUUACCCAAUAUCCA
This is a messenger RNA of Entamoeba invadens IP1, 364 nucleotides long. RefSeq lists its product as hypothetical. The transcript has a single exon. The record is from RefSeq and is a predicted model, not a curated record. Lineage: Eukaryota; Evosea; Mastigamoebida; Endamoebidae. The annotation marks the transcript as partial.